CGAAACGAGUGACUGAGAGAUGGGGAAUAGAAGAGCUCAGAAAUUAUAUGGGAAUUGAGGCUUAUGUGCCACAUAACAAGAGUCAAUCUGUUGUGUCUGCUUGAACAAGCCUAAGUCUGUGAUAUUGACGGGUGUUACGUCCGACGCGAGUCUGAGUCCUUUUUUUUGAAUCCUUCUCAGAGUUUGUCUAGAAGAGAGUGGAGGUGAAAAGCUGGCCCUAGGUACUAUCAUGUUUGACGAGAGUAGAGAGCUCCUCUGGUUCUGCACCAAACGCAAGAUAACAGAGAUAUCAUGACGCAAACACAGUUCUGCCCUAUCUUUUGUUUGAGAACCGAGAGACGUUGAGUGCACUAUAGUGCGUAGCUGAAGUUUAUUUUGAACCGGAUAGAGAAUAUGAGGCGGGAAAGAAUUUUUUUUAUGGGCCUCUGUUCCUCUAUCUAUCCUCUUGUGACUCACAGGGAAACGACAACAGCUCACCCACGACGGAUUUUUGGGUGUCUUUUCUAGUUCGUUGUAGGUUGUUUAUUUUUUUCGAGGCAUAACUCAUUUGUCAUCGUUGUCUGGUCAUAGAAGUUGUUGACUGUUUUUACCUUCAUAGUAGACAAUGACGAAUUGCAAAUUUUUAUAAUUGGUGUUGGUGAUUCUGAUUUUAACUGAUAAAGAUAAAUAUUAUCGUUGUAAGAAAAAGUAAACAGGAGACUUGUGAUCGACGCAAUUAUAUUUGUUCUCUCCAGUACAUCAAUCUCAUUUAAGUUCUUAUCCAACAUUUUUAGUAAAGUCAUUUUUUUUUUUAGUUUCAACGAGGAACAAACACAGAAGAAAAUAUGGCGUUCUCUAAGCUGAGACAUUUUUCUAGACCUGCCUUUGCGCAGCGGACCCUUGCUGGCUCUGGUCCGGCCAAGCAGCAACGAAGAUUUCUCAACCUUCACGAGUACCAGUCCAUGGAAGUCUUCGAUAAAUUCGGUGUCGCAGUGCCACGAUUCGCGGUAGUCAAGAAAAAGGAUGAUAUGGGAGGUAUUAGGUCUUGUACUCCUUUUUACGUCGUCGAUGUCAUCAAUGAAAUUGGAUUAUUGAUGUUGCCAUCUAUCCUGUGAAUAACAAGAACAACAUGUUGUGCUCGUAUCGACGUUGAUUCAACUCUUGCUUUCAAUUUAUAACUACUAGCUCUCUAGGUCUAGCCGAAAAUGAAUUGGAAGAUGAAUUGCACUUCGUAGAUACACCACCAAUCACCACCUACUCCUUCAGCCGUGUACGAUUCGCUCGGAACGGAUGUUGUGGUAAAGACACAAGUGCUUGCGGGUGGGCGUUAUGAAAGGAAAAAGUGCACUCACACUCAAAAAAGAAGCGACUUUCUUACUUCAAUCCUAGCCAACUUCCUGGCUGUGAGUGCGCUUUCUCCUUCCAUAGUCGUGGAUUGGGUCACAUUAAAGAAAACAACUUUCAAGGUGGCGUGCACGUGGCAAAAGAUCGUGCACACGCGCUGGAACUCUGCGAAAACAUGUUCGGAAAGACUCUAGUACUCCUUCGCUACUUAGAACUUGAAUUAUUUGUUUUUUAUUGUAGAGGAAGAAAGUUUGCCUCUUCUACUAGACAAUUCCAGUUUGUAUUUCUUGAUCUUUCUAGGUGAAUAAGAUGAGUUAAUUUCAUUGCGUUCUUUGUUAUAAGGAUUCCCGUGCUACUAGUUGUAGUUUCUAGCUACUAGCAGACAAGUCCUGCAUCUUCAAAUUUGAAGAAAUGACAAUGACCCUACCACGACUCACGACCAGGUUACAAAGCAAACUGGGGAACUCGGAAAACCAGUGAACUCGCUUCUUUGCGUUGAGAAAUUUCAGAUCAAGAGUGAGCGAUAUUUCGCGAUCCUCAUGGACAGAAGUGCAGGUGGCCCGCUCGUUAUUGGAAGCAAAACAGGAGGAACCAGCAUUGAAGACAUCGCGGCUGCGUAUUUUUAAGCUUUUUUCAUUUCCAUCGCUGACUGUCAUGGCCGGAAGGUUUUGCUGUUGCUGAAGCAUGAUGCAGACAAGAAACCGUCAGAAAAUUGUUGAAGGUCUUUUGGUUUUUCUUCCUUCUCUAGCUGAAAAUACAUAGGUAAGCUUCUCGUUCUCCGUAGACUAGGCAUACGAUCUCACACAAAGAAAUACAAUCUUCUGUAAUCAACCACGAAUACAGGGACCCAACGGCGAUCAUUAAGAUGCCAAUCGAUAUCAUGCAAGGAAUGAGCGCUUCUCAGGCCAAGGAAAUGGCAGAGAAGAUGGGCUUCACCGGAGCACAGGCUGACGAUGCAGCCAAGAGCAUCUUGGGCCUUUACAAGGUAACCACUAUGACUAUUUUUGCAGCUCUCCCUUUACGUCUCUAACUAUGAAGAAUCCUAUCUUGACGAACAGAGUAGAGAAAGACCCGGAGUACACCUACAACUAGUUCGAAUUUUCAAAAACAACUACAGAAGUUGAAACAUGAUAGAGAGACGCCAUUUAUUCACGAAAAAUCUCAGGUCUUUGUCGAGUGUGAUUGCACCAUGGUUGAAACAUGAUAGAGAGACGGCAUUUAUUCACGAAAAAUCUCAGGUCUUUGUCGAGUGUGAUUGCACCAUGGUUGAAAUCAACCCUUUCGCGGAGUUGUCCGAUGGUCGCGUCAUUGUCUGCGACGCCAAGGUUGGAUUUGA
Molecule: messenger RNA, 2659 nt
Organism: Amoebophrya sp. A25
Lineage: Eukaryota; Dinophyceae; Syndiniales; Amoebophryaceae
Source: the annotation of a GenBank genome assembly